Stylophora pistillata is the source of this 3113-nucleotide messenger RNA. RefSeq names its product RING finger protein 150. The record is from RefSeq and is a predicted model, not a curated record. NCBI's taxonomy places the organism in Eukaryota, Metazoa, Cnidaria, Anthozoa, Scleractinia, Pocilloporidae.
UGGCGGAAGAGCUGAUUCGCUGUAUACACUGAAAAACCUUCAAAAUAUCCUUCAAACUCCAGUAGAUUCUUUUAUUUACGGCUGAAAGGAUCCUGUAACUGUUCGUCUACUUUGAAACGAUAAUGGCCAUCGUGAGCAGCUUCCCAGAGCGCAUCAACGUCAUCUUAGCACUGUUAUUGUUCGUUUGUGUCGGGAAUUUUGUCAACUGUAGUUUCUACGAUGACGAACAACAACUUGAGAAAUACACAGAAGCUGUGUUGAAUAUAACCUUUUGCGGCAGACACGGUGAUAAAUGUAAGAUAAAGCCAUUUGAUGGAAAGGGAAAAUUUGGAAGUCACAGUCCUAAACGCCACGAGAAGGGAUGGCUGUAUUCUCUAAAAGAAAAUAAUGUUAAUGGUUGUAACGUAUUUGACGUCGUUGUGGAAAGAAAGCCUUGGAUUGCGCUCAUCGAAAGAGGAGCGUGCAAUUUUAGGGACAAGAUUAUAAAUGCUCGCAAUCACAACGCUACAGCAGUUGUUAUUUACGACAGCUCAGAUAGAGACGAGGUGAUCCAAAUGUCACACGUUGGGGCAGACAAGAUUGUUGCUGUCAGUAUAAAGAGGGCUCUUGGAGUCGAGCUGGCCGAUGCUCUUGUGAACAGAACCAAUGCUGUGUAUGUAGAGAUUGCUGUGGGUGAAACGAUUUCACAGAAGAAAUGGCAAGUGAAUCCGACAUCUGUUCUCUUCGUCUCGGUGUCGUUUAUUGUUUUAAUGGUGAUUUCGCUUGCGUGGUUGGUGUUUUAUUAUGUCCAAAGGUUUCGUUAUGUCCAUGCACGGGACAAAACCGAGAAACGCUUAACUUGUGCUGCCAAGAAGGCUAUUGCUAAACUUCCAACGCGCACUGUCAGCAAAAAGACUGAAGAUGAUGAGUCUGAUAACUGUGCUGUGUGCUUGGAUGGUUACAAAGCUGGUGAUGUCGUUCGUAUUCUGCCUUGCCAGCAUGAGUUUCAUAAGAUGUGUAUCGACCCAUGGUUGGUUGAACAUAGGACUUGUCCAAUGUGUAAACUCAACAUCUUAAAGGAACUGGGGCUGCCCAGUGUUGAAGGAAGUCGCACCCUAGCUGUAGAAGUUGGUACAUCAGAACUUCCUGAUGAGGACCAUCGUACUGCUGCUGACAACCGCGGUGUGGUCAUGAAUGAAAUUGAACCUUCUGUUAGCGAGAGGAGGUCCAGUUGUGAUGGUUCAGAAAGCUCCAGUGUUUCUGAAUCUGGUCGUGUUCUUCGUGUCAGUGCAGAGGUGAACUGGGAAAGAGAUUCAUCAAGUUCAACUUCAAACUUGGUUGAAAUUACCAAUCUCAGGGCUUAAUAAAUUGGUUAUUGUCUCCUAGAAUUAUUGAAGAUUGCAUACUUCAGGGGUGCAUGUAUAUAUUGCAAGUAUAUUAUGUGACCCCAUCAGGUCAAAAGAGUGGUUUUGUGUGAUAAAGAAAAGUUUCCUUUGACUGCUUGUAAAUCAGACGUCCUUAAGGGUACUACUGUUUGGGAUGAAGAUCAUUGCUCCAACUUCUUGCAAUCAGGAAUAAUCAAAAUUGUAUCAACAGAGGAAGCUUUUCUUUUCUUUCCAUCUCUAAAUGAAUUGUUAAGGCAGCUUGGUUGCUGACAUUAUUUUUUCUUAGACUCAAUCCAAAAUUUUUUUUAUUGUAAUUUGUUCUGCUUGCUUUUGCUUCCUUUGUUUUUGUAGUAGGUAUUAGAAGUGAUCGUAAUUGUUUUUUUUUUUAUUAUUUACAAGACACCAGAUGAUGCAGGUAGUUGCUUCGUCGUAACAGAGAUUCUUUUUUUCACAUCAGAUUGUUUGUGUCACAAUAACUAUUGUUAGUCAUAAAUGGGUGGUCUCAUUGUUUGUAUGUAACUCCAGAAAGCAUGUUACAAAAAAAGAAAGGGCAGUGGUUGUUUCCUGUGAAUUGCACAAAAACCUUCUAUUAUGUAGUUAUUUUUAUCGAUCAGUAGCGACAGAAAAACUGUUAUUACCAUUAUAAUUGUUUUUAGUAUAAUUACUUUUGUCGUUGAUUUAAUCAGAGUGCUUUUGCUCUGAUGAGUGACCAUCAGAGUAUUUUUCCUCACAAUGUCAGUAGAAUAUCAAGCAGGAAAGUGACAAGAAGAACACUGAUUGUCGAGUAGGGGACAUUGUUUUAUUGAAUGCCAGUUUUUCAGAGCAACAAUGAAAAGAAAUGUUUGGGCAACUGUGUGGAAAAUUACUACUUAGAUCUAAUGAGGGAAAGGGAUAGCUUUAAUAGCGAGGGAGGGACAGCAAUUAUUGGUUACAAGCAUUACAAUGGCCAAUUUAACCUAAGGAAUGUCAACAGCUCAGAAACUGUUUUUUUUUUUUUGUUUGUUAGGAUUAUUUUUCUGGACACAGUUUUGAAAAAGGUGAUGCUAAAAUAGGGGAAUGUCAAGACUAACAUUAUUUUACUAACUAAAAGUGAAAACUACCAACAUGAAAAAAUUUAUGUAGAAGGAGAAAGAUUUUUACUUUCUUUCUUAAUCAAGAAAACAGUGAUGGUGGAAAUGUACUUUUUUGUUGGAAAUGUAUGUUAAAAUUUAUUAUAGGAAUGCUUAUGGUUGAUUAAUUUAUUUACUGUAAAUUAUGUCUAGUGAUAGUAAGUAAUUUUGUGAUAACCUACUGUUAAGUUGGACUCUGUGUGAGAUUUUGUGACAAGUUGUUUUCAAAGGCAUUAAUUCCCUGCAGUGUUGGUCCAAACACUGUUGACUAGAAGAACUUAAAAUAAUUAUGUCAUGCAGCUUUUCAUGUUUUAUACCAUGGCUGAUCAUUCGCUUGAUACAAUACUUAGAUAACUACCAUUUUUACAGAGCUUUAAAGUUCCAAAUUAAACCUUUAUGCCCUGACAAACCUUCAAAUUUCAUUAAAGGUUUUUUAUUCUAUUUUAAUAGUGCUAAUUUUGUUGAUAUGGUAAUUGUCUUAAUUUGAGAAAAAUGUAAUCUCAUGUGCUUUCUUUGUGAGUUAGGUAUUUGUAGACUAUUUUUAUGUUGGUAUUGUCAGGGCAUGAACCCUUUAACUCUCAAGAUCCGAUGGUUAAUUCUCCUUACUAGCUACUACACAUUUUCUUGUAAAUUAGUUACG